Molecule: messenger RNA, 723 nt
Organism: Haemonchus placei
Lineage: Eukaryota; Metazoa; Nematoda; Chromadorea; Rhabditida; Trichostrongylidae
Source: the annotation of a GenBank genome assembly
AUUUUGAGGGCCCACUCAGGGUAUCCAGAAAGCGCUGUUUCGGCUGAUCUCCCUGUGGAUAAUAAACACACAGUUGACAGGUCGAUGGGCUUGCGGCAUUUUUCCACUAAAGUAUGCGAAAAAGUCAAGGAAAAAGGUCGGACGAAUUAUAACCAGGUUGCUGAUGAGCUCGUGGCAGAAUAUUUCGCUGCAAACAACAUGAAUUCAGAAGAGCAAAAAUUUGACCAGAAGAACAUUCGACGUCGAGUCUAUGAUGCCCUCAAUGUUUUGCUUGCUAUGAAUAUUAUCUGCAAGAGAAAGAAGGAUAUCGAUUGGGUUGGUCUACCAGCUACCAAAGCGGGAGAAAUCAAGCGUUUAGAAGAAGAAAAGCUCACUGAAAGGAUCCGUCGAAAGAAGGAAACUAUUCAAGAGCUUAUAGUGCAGCUCGUUGCUUAUAAAAGCCUAGUUUGGAAAAAUCCGGCAUUUCUUUUAAUUGAGUGUAACAGUGUUUUGCAGGAUAGAUCAGAAUUCCUCUUCAACUUCGAUCAAUCGUUUGAGGUCCACGACGAUUUUGAGGCCUUGAAGCGCCUCGGAUAUUCAUACGGCCUGGAACACAAUACUUUGAACCCUGAAAUGAUGGAACACAUCGAUGAGUUUAUUCCUCCUGCUCUCCGAGGUUACAUACCUAAAAUAUUAGGAGGUAUGUUGCCCCUCACAUUAAAUGCGAAGAAGUUAGGUGCUUGA